UGAAAUUAUGCUGCAGAAGAAGGACUCUGACAAGGAAAAUGCUUCUUAUAAAGACAAAGAUUCACAAAAACAAAGAGUGAUAGGAGAUUACUUAUUAGGUUUGUAGUUUUUUCUAUUUGAGUGAAAACUCUUGGAGUGGGUACUUUCGGUCUAGUUAAAUUGGGAGUGCAUCAAAUAACAGGAGAGAAAGUAGCCAUUAAAAUAUUGGAGAAGGAGCGAAUUGUGGAAGUAGCUGAUGUAGAAAGAGUGUCAAGGGAAAUACAUAUUUUAAAAUUGAUCAGACAUAGACAUGUUAUCCAACUAUAUGAGGUAUAUUUGUGUCUAGACUAUGAUAGAUUAUAGAGACUAAGAAGCAUAUAUUUUUAGUGAUGGAAUUUUGUGAUAACGGAGAACUUUUUGAUUACAUUGUGAAAAAUGAAAAGUAAUACCCUUCAAUUAAUUGAUUAGACUGGAAGAAGUAGAAGCCUGUCGAAUAUUCUAGGAACUGAUCUCUGGCAUUGAGUAUAUUCACAAACUAAACAUCGUCCAUAGAGAUUUAAAACCUGAAAAUCUUCUAUUAGAUCAUCAUAACCAAAUUAAAAUAGUAGAUUUCGGACUUUCCAAUACCUAUAAAGAAGGGGAAUUGCUUAAAACAGCAUGUGGAAGUCCGUGCUAUGCUGCACCAGAAAUGAUUGCUGGCCAUAAAUAUCAAAGUAUCUUGGUUGAUAUUUGGUCAUGUGGAGUAAUAUUGUUUGCCACCAUUUGUGGUCAAUUACCAUUUGAAGAUAAACAUACAAGUGAAUUAUACAAAAAGAUACUUAAUGGAUAGUAUACAAUACCAUCACAUGUCUCAUCCGAUGGUCAAUCCUUUAUUAGAGGAUUAUUGAACACAGAUCCCAAAAAGAGAUUCGAUCUUGACUAGAUUAAAUCUCAUCCAUGGUUUAAGUUGUAUAAGAGAGUUCAUUCGAUUCCUUAAGGAAUUAUUAUUGGAUAUAGUCGAAUUCCUAUCGAUGAUGACAUCGUUGAUUAACUUGCUCAAAAAGGAUACAAUGCUGAUUAUAUAAAGAAGUGCCUAGAUGCUAAUAAACACAAUAAUCUAACUACAGCAUAUUUUCUGCUCCUAAAAAAGCAUUUAAUUAAAGGAGGUUAAUCAACAGCAGAUAUUAAUUCUUAAAAUUUUAAUGAAAAACUGUUAGAACCAGCUACAAGACCUACUAAACGUAUAUCGUACUUUAAAUAAUUAGCUCCUAUAAGUAAUUUAUUAGAUAGUUAAUUGAUGAAAACACUCAAGCACAACAGAUCUGGAUCUUGUUAACCAAAUUAAAAAUCACAUACACAAGGGAGAGGAAUGUCUGUACCUUAGGUUGAAGAUAUUAGAUCUAUAUACAAUGGAUCCAAGAAUUAUCAGAAUUCAUCCUUAUCAAUUGAAGUAACCAUCUAAUCAAUUUCUAAUAGGAUCAGUCCUUUUUAUUUGAAAGAAACAAAUCUUAAUCAUUCCAAUAGAAUCACAACAAGAAAAUGCCAACUGAUAUUUAAAUCAAUGACGCAUUGAAUAAGACUACUUACAUAAACACAAGCAAAAGAUCUUCUAAUGCAUCAACUGUUUCCCCUGGACAUCAAAAUAAGUUGCUUCAAUACUUAAGUACAAAAUAAUAAUAAAAUAGAAUCAUCAACAAAGACUACUACUCCAACAGCAGUAAGAGGGAACUCCUAAUAAAAAAUGCCUUACACUAGUAAGACUACAAAGAAUCAAAAGGCUUCCUACUCAAAUUUUGAUAAUCACAACAAUUCUGUAAUGGAAAAAAAGAAAGAAAAUAAACCCAUAAAUUUAGCAGAUGCCACAAACAUUGAUAGCAAGAAAAGAUCUUUGCAUAUAGAAGGAGUAAACAUUACAUUUUAUAGUUUAGGAUCUCUCCAUGCCUGCUAGUACUAAACCAUAAUCAAUGCCAUAUCAAUUAUGGCUAAAGAUGAAUAGUAGAAAAGGAUCGAGAGAUUAUAGUGGGGGAGGAUCGAAGACAAAAAAAUCAAAUGGUAGUGCCAAAGCUAAUACAAAUCAGAGCUUUAACUUUGACAAGAGGGCAUGA
Molecule: messenger RNA, 2063 nt
Organism: Paramecium octaurelia
Lineage: Eukaryota; Ciliophora; Oligohymenophorea; Peniculida; Parameciidae
Source: the annotation of a GenBank genome assembly